Molecule: messenger RNA, 854 nt
Organism: Morus notabilis
Lineage: Eukaryota; Viridiplantae; Streptophyta; Magnoliopsida; Rosales; Moraceae
Exons: 6
Coding region: 152-658 (168 amino acids)
Source: RefSeq, a predicted model, not a curated record
ACUGCAGAUUGCAGCAAAUGAACGACUGCAACCUUUCGUCGUUUCAUCGUUCCACCGCUUCAACCUGCCAAUCGCCUCUUUGAAAUCUCUCAAGUCUCGAUUUUGCAGAAACAACUAGAGCAGAAGUAGGAGAAUCACAUCAAAACGAAGGAUGGUUGAGGAGGUAAUGGAAGGAGUAGCUUCAAUAGCACUUUUGCCAUGUGGAUCCAUUUCUGGCCAUUUCAUUCAACUCCCUCAUUCCAUUUGCUAUGGCCUUCAAGCCACUGAAUUGGCAUGUGAAAGGGAAUGUAGCAGGGGUGAGGAUUACCGUCUGAUCAAGCUCACCAUCAUAGACUACAAUAGAAAGAAAGAACGAGAUGUUAUUUUGGAGCGCAGAGGCCAUGAUGCUGCUAGGUUGCGCACCAUUGAUCAUGCUCAUGGUUGGGAAAAGGACGUCGUUAGCAUGGUUGAGGAGAAACAUGGGAAGAACAAGAUAAUGAUUUCUUUCGACUGCGAGACGCUGAAAGCUGAGAAAGCGGCCGAAGAUCAUAUCAAACACUUCAUGCCCAAAUUAGCUGGCCUUGAUGCUGUUGUAAACAUUGGCCGUAUGACCAUAGCAGGAUUGGAUUUUGAGGCAGAGGAAGUUGAUGGAAACCAGAAUAGACCUGAUAAUAUAUAACGCGUUCUGUUUACCUUAUUCUGUAUAGUACAACCUUUUUCUUUAGUCCUUAAAGGAUGCAAUCUCUACGCCCAAACAUGCAUGUCAAAUGACAUAGCUUUCAUAAACAAUCAAGACAUGUCUGUUUGCUUCAUAUUUCACCAAAUUCUAUCCUUAAAAAGGUUAUCUAUUAUGUCCAUGUUUUCCCAAUAUUAUC